AUGGGCGUUUGUUUCGAAGCGAAUUAUUAUUUCACUAUUUUGAAGCGCAAGGGUUAUUGGGACGCAAAUGUGACCAAGAUCGGCGAGAUCGCUGAAGGCCAUGGGACGGUUGGUGCAACAGCUCUGGACAUCUACGGGAACCUUGCAGCGACCGACUCCACCGGUGGUACUAUGUUCAAGAGUGUUGAUAGAGUAAGAGACACGGCUAUCCUCGGUGCCGGUAUCUAUGCUGACGAUAAGGUGGCGAUCGUGUGCAGCGGAAGUGGUGAAGCCAUUCUGAAGGCCACAGUCGCGUCUAGAGUUGUCUCGAACAUGUGA
Ascochyta rabiei is the source of this 318-nucleotide messenger RNA. Its product is annotated as Beta-aspartyl-peptidase. The transcript is spliced from 2 exons. The record is from RefSeq and is a predicted model, not a curated record. Bases 1 to 318 code for a protein of 105 amino acids. Lineage: Eukaryota; Fungi; Ascomycota; Dothideomycetes; Pleosporales; Didymellaceae. Gene Ontology annotation, molecular function: hydrolase activity.